GUUAACAUGGCUUCGAAAGGACAGGCCGACAGUUUGAGCGAGGAGGUGAUUUGUCCCACCUGCCUGGAUUUCUUCACCGAUCCGGUAUCACUGGAGUGCGGACACAACUUCUGUCGCUCUUGUAUCACACGGUGUUGGGAAAGGGAGGAGAGAAACUCCUGCCCGGAAUGUAGAGAGGUGUUUGCUGACCGCACCCUCAGGGUGAAUCGGGCCUUAGCAAAUCUGGCUGAAAAAGUUCGGAAUCUAAGCCUGAACCCGAAAAGGAAGGAAAUUAAACAUCACUGCGAGGAACAUGAGGAAGAACUGAAGUUGUUUUGUGAAACGGACAAGACACUGAUCUGUCUGGUCUGUAGAGACGCGCAGGAACACAGAGAGCACCGCUUCAUGCCGAUUAAAGAAGCUGUUAAAAACUACAAGGAACAGUCACACAGCGUUCAGUCCCACAUCACAUCCCAGUUUGCUGAACUGCGCCAGAUUAUCACUGAGAAAGAGCAGAGCUUACUGAGGGAUCUCAGGGAAGAAGAGAAGAGGAUUCUCAACCCAAUGGAGAAAAAUCUCCUAGCUCUUCAAGAGAAUAUAAGGAUUAUUCAGGGGGAAAUCACUAAAUUAAAGGAACAGAUGGAUCAAAAAGACAGUGUGAUAUUUCUCAAGGAGGAAGCUCGUCGGAACAGAAGGAUUAAUGACAAUAUCCAGGAAUUGUCAGUGACAAAUGAGACCUUACCUGUUGAAAAAUUCGAUCACCUCUAUUUGUUGAACACAGUCCUGAGAGAAACGCUUGAUGCUAUUAAUCGAGUCUCUGUCACCCUGGAUGUGGAAACGGCGCAUCCGUGUCUCGAGGUGUCUGAGGAUCGGAAGAGUGUGAGAUGGACCGAGUCCCGGAGGAAUCUCCCUGACACCGGGAAGAGAUUCACAAACUGGGCUUGUGUGCUGGGAUCUGAGGGAUUCCCAUCGGGGAGACAUCACUGGGAGGUGGAGGUGACGGGGAAUCGGUACUGGUGUCUGGGAGUCGCCGCAGAGUCUGUGGAGAGGAAGAGACCGCUUUCCCACCACAGAUGUAAGGCUCAAUGGUCUAUAAUUAUCGGGACUAUCCUUACUAUCCUUUUUGAACAAGGGGACAACAUUCGCCUCCCUCCAAUACUCCGGUACAAUUCCCGUGGACAAUGGGGACAUAAUGAUCUUCGCCAGAGGCUCAGCAAUCUAUUUCCUUGCCUCGGAUGCAGAACUGGGAAGCGCAGAUGGAGUUCAACACAGAUGAAGAGGUUCAUUUCUGCAGGUCAAAUUUGAACACAGAAUAUAAUAUUAAUGGUAAGACUCUUGGCAUUGUGGACGGUCAGAGAGAUCUUGGGGUCCAUGUCCAUACGACACUCAAAGCUGCUGUGGAGGUUGGCAGUGUGGUUAGGAAGGGGUCUGGUGUGAUGGCCUUUAUCAACCGUGGGAUUGAGUUCAAGAGCUGUGAGGUGAUGUUGAAGCGAUAUUUCUCCUAACCUGUACAUAAGUAAUUGUACCCCAACACGGCAGGGCUGUGCACUUAGUUGGACCCCACUUGGGAGUCCUGUGUUCAGUUCCAGUGGCCUCACGACAGGAAGGAUGUGGAUACUGUAGAGAGUGUAGAGUAGAUUUACAAGGAUGUUGCUCUUGGAUUGUAGAGCAUGCCUUAUGAGAACAGAUUGAGUGAACUUAGCCUUCUUGGAGCGACGGAGGAUGAGAGGUGACGUGAUAGAGGUGUAUAAGAUGGUGAGAGGCUUUGACCAUGUGGAUAGCCAGAGGCAUUUUCCAAGGCUUGAAGUGCCUAACAUGUGGGGACGUAGUUUUAGCUGCUUAGAAGUCGGUACUGAGGGAAUGUCAGGGGUAAGUUUCUUACACACAGAGUGGUGGGUGCGUGGAAUGCACUGCCGGCAGUGAUGGUGGAGGUGGAUACAACAGGAUAUUUUAAUAGACUCUUAGAUAGCGUCACGGAGGUUAGAAACACAGAGGGCUAUAUGAUCGGGAAAUCCGAGGCAGUCUCUAGAGUAGGUUACAUGGUCGGUACAACAUUGUGGGCUGAAGAGCCUGUAAUGUGCUGUAGAUUUCUGUGUUCUGUGUCAAAGACAGGCAGAGGGAUUAGUUUAAAUGGACAGGAAGACAGCAUGAGAAGGUUGGGCCGAAAGGCCUGUGUUAGCGCCGUAAGUGACGGGUUCUGUCCCAGCCAUCGACUCUAUUCCCCUCAACAGAUGCUGCCUGACAUGAUAACGUUCUUGAAAAGUUGCAUUCAGUUCCGCUUAGCAUUCUGUACAAAGGAUGUUUUGUGCUGGAAGAGUGCAGAGGAGAUUCAUCAUGAUUGAGGGGGCUUCUGUUCAUAAGUCCAUAAGGCAUAGGAACAGAAUUAGGCCAUUCAGCCCAUUGAGUCAGCUACCUUUCCAUCAUGGCUGAUCCCAGAUCGCACUCAAUUCCAGAUAUCUGACCUCCCGCCAUAUCCUUUGAUGCCCUGACCGAUCAGGAAACGAUCAACUUCCACCUUGAAUAUACCCACACACUCGGCCUCCACCGCAGUCUGUCGCAGAGCAUUCCACAGAUCCAAUACUCUCUGGCUAAUAAAAAAAUAAGCUGCUUACCUCUGUUUGAAAAGGUGGCCCCUCAACUUUGUGGCUGGGCCCCACCACAGGAAAUACCUCCUCCACAUCCACCUUAUCCAGUCCUUUCAACAUUCGGUAGGUUUCAAUGAGAUGCCCCGCAUUUUUCUGAGUUGCAGUGAGCACAGGGUCAGAGCUGCCAAGUGCUCCUCAUAUUUUAACCCCUUCAUUCCCGAAAUCAUCUUUCUGAACCUCCUCUGGACUCUCUCCAAUGACAACACAUCCUGUCUGAGAUGUGUGGCCCAACACUGUUGACAAUACUCCAAGUGUGGCCUGACUAGAGUCUUAUAAAGCCUCAGCAUUAUCUCGUUGCUGUUAUAUUCAUGGGGUGAGAUUGGACUGUGUUGAUCUACAGGGGGAUCUUGGAAUCCGAGUUCAUAACUCCCAGAUAGUGGUUCCAUUGUCAGGCAGUUAUGUUGCAGUUGUAUAAAUCUCUAGUUUAACCACAUCUGGAGAAUUGAAUUUGAAGACAGGAAUAAUGCGGAGGUUUUGGAUGGUGAGUGGAAGAGGCUUAACAGGAUGCUGCUUGGAUAAAGUGAGACCGGACAAUCUCGGGGAAUUUUCUCCGGAGUGGCAGAGGCUGAGGGAGGUCUGACAGACGUUUACAGGAAUGUGAGAGACACAGACAAAGUGGACAGCCGGGAUUUUCUCUCUAAGGAGGAAAUGUCCAAUGCCAGUGGGCAUGAACUUCAGGGGAAAGGGGGAACACAUCCUCAUUGGACCUUUUUGCACUAUUGAAGUAUUUUGUAAUUUAGUGCAUUUUGUACCUUUUCUCUGCAUAGCUGCUGUUGGAAAAAAAAACAAUUAGAAAAGACAAUAAUGUUAAAAACCUGGAUGUUAAAAAUCAGGAUGUUUAAAGAAGAUUUGCGGUUCAAGUUUUGUUUUUCAUUCCCAGAGUGGUGGGUGUCUGGAGUGAAUAUCGGGUGGUGGUGGAGGCAGAUGUGAUAGAGGCUGUUGGAUACCACGUGGAUGAGAGGAGAAUGGAGGGAUGUGCUCCUUGUGUAGGCAGAAGGGAUUGGUUUAGUAAGGCAUGAAGUGACCAGUUCAAUUGGUUCAGAACAACCCAGUGAGCAGAAGGGCCUGUUCAAGGACAAGUACAGCAAGCAGAACAGGUAAACUGGAUAAAGUGAUCCCACUCAGAGAACAGAUUGUGACGUCAGUGGAUAUAUGCCGGCAUCACAGUUCUCUCACCAAAGAUACUUCACUGCUGGAUAAAAUGAAGUUUGUGAAGUUUAUAACCAAUCGGGUGAAUUGUACUGAUCAGGCAUCCCAUCCUACUGAGGAAAUUAAAAUUAUUGUGAAAGCUGCAGAAAGGUAUCUUGGUGUAACUGGUGUUAUGUGGGAAGCUGUAAAUGAUGCUCUGAGUUGUGGGGGUUUCUGCAUCCCAGUCUACUUGUGAAGAUAUGUAAUGGGAUUGAAAUAUUGAAGUGAAAUGCAAGAAGCCUGAUUUUACAUGGUCAACACUUUCAGCAGUUUAUUUCUGAUUGGUCAGAUUCUUCCGAUGUUAUAUCUGUUCAGGAAACCUGCACAUUUUAAGUUUUAUUCCUGUGCAGGAUUAUAUUGUCAUUUGGCUUGACAGGUCAGUUGGUAGAGGGGUGGUGUUGUCAGUUUUAUAAGGAAAGGGGCAGAGUAUAGUGUUGUGAAUGGGAAUAAAAUGCAUCAUGAACUUGUCGAAAAUCUUGAUUCAACAGGUAUGUGUGUAAUUUUCUUUUGAAAAAUAUUAGCUUUCUGAAUCGUAUUUGGAGGUUUGGCUAUCCACUUUUCUCAUGGAAAAUGGUUGUAGUAGUUCCCAUUCUAAAACCUGGAUCUCCCCGUCUGAUCCUCCUUGUAGGCCAAUAUCAUUAAAGUCUCAUUUAUGUAAACUUGUAGAAUGUAUGGUAAUCGAAUGUUUGAAUUAUAUUUUCGAUAAAAGAGGUAAAUUCACGUUUUAUCAGAGGAGAAUUUGGAACGGUAGAAUAAGACCAUAAGACAAAGGAGCAGAAGUCGGUCAUUCAGCCCAUCGACUCUGUUCUGCCAAUUCAUCAUGAGCUGAUCCAUUCUCCCAUUUAGUCCCACUCCCCCACCUUCUCACCAUAACCGUUGAUACCCUGGCUACUCAGAUACCUAGCAAUCUCUGCCUUAAAUAACAUUGGAAUCAGUUUGGGUUUGGAAGAUCAUAAUAGGAAAGUACAGUUAAAUAAAGAUGUUGUAAUAGCAAUAUUUUUGAUAUUGAAAAGGCAAAUGAUAUUUAUUGAAGGAUGGACUUUUGAUUAAUUUUUGGAAAUGCAAAUGAGAGGGCUAUUGUACAAUUUUUUCUGAUUGUUUCUAUUUGUACGUCUUGUAAAGGUCUGGAUGGGCAAGUAUGACAUUGAAUUCAUGUUUAUAUUUGGAAGAUGGUAUUAGUAAAGCCAGUUAAAUAUAGAUGUUGUAACAGCAGUAUUUUUACUAUUCAAAAGGCAGAUGGUAUUUCUGUAAGGAAAGAAUUUUUAUGAAAUUGUGGAAAUGAGGAUGGAGGGGCUAUUAUCUAACUUUGAGUUGUUUUAAUUGAACGUUUUGUGUCAGGUAUGGGUGGGAAAGUUAUAUUCAGGUUGUUAUGAGAUAGAGACUGGGAUCCCACAGGCAGUAUUUAUUAUUUUAUAUUGUUAUGAAUCCCGUAACUGGAGAACUUACCAGCAGAGAUAGAGAGGUCCGUUGCAGUCUGAUGUCACUAUUUUCAAACGUUUUACUCGUAAAGGGACACAAAAGUAGGGUUAAUACAUACAUUUAGAUAGUGCACAUUGUCAACAUUCAAUCUAAAGCGCGGGUAUAGUAAUCAUCAUCAUUAAGAAGUGAGCUCUGCUGGUGUCUAGGGGUUAAUAGAUUGUCCGUUGGAAAUAUAAAAGUCAGUCUGAAAGUCUGCAGGCCGCAGCCCUUUGAAAAUCGCUGGGUUUUGCGUGGGGCGACCGAGAGAGAGAGAUUGGGUGGGGGAGAAGAGAAAGAACUUGCCGAGUCUUGAUGAAUCUUCGGUGAAAUCGGGGAAGCGUUGGUUCCCUCUCCCCGAUGUUAGUUAAAAGCGGUUUCCUGUGAUUCCAGCCACAAAUUCCAAUCCCGGAAUCUAACGCACGUGGCUUCCUUCAGAAUGGCAUCCCGCUACUGCGGGAUCGCUCUCUCGUGUCUUCUGGGUGCGUCUAAGGGACUGUCCCCCUGAGACUCUCCUUUAUACUUCCUCACGGGGUCGCAGGUGUCAAUCAGGUUGGGAUGAUGCAAUCUCUCUCUCAACCAGCCCACCUUGCCCAAGGGCUUUUCACGUGGUCUCCAUGAGACAAUAGUUGCUGGCAUCUUAUUCUGUAUCCCUGGUGGGACGUGCAAUUUUUCACGUUCCUCUCUCUCUUACUUCCUGGGUCUACUGACCCCCCCCCUCCUCAAAGGGUGCUCUUGCGAUUCUCACAAAGGAGGGGGCUGGGAUCAUAACAAUAUUAUAAUUAAUAAUAUUUUUCUCUGAGACAGGUUUUUCAUUGUGUAAAUCUCUAUGUGCAGAUGAUGGAGGUUUAUGGAUUAGAGGUAGAAAUUUCACUUUUACUGUAUAUAGGAUGCUUUAGCAAUUAGUAAGGUCGAACAGUCGGCGACUAGAUGGGAUUUAAGCUUUCAGUAGCAAAAACACAAGUUAUGUGCUUUACAAACAGGAUUAAUGGACCUGCACUUGAUUGGAAAUGAUAUGGUCAAACUCCUUAAAAGGUGUCAAUGGUGAGAUUUCCAGGCAUGUGGACAGAUAAUAAGCUGACAUUGAAGCACCGGAUCAGAAAAUAAUUGAUAAAUGUAAAGAAACAUUAAAUACUCUUCGUUAUCCCUGUGAGUAUUCUUGGGUGUGACAUGAAAAUAUUUGAUGAUCAAUCUCGUUUGUUUAAUUGGAUCUGUUCUUGAUUAUGUUUGUGGUUUAUAGAUCACCUUCCUCUUCAACUUUAUGAUGUUUGGGUGUGAUUCAUUUCGUGCUUUAAGAUUGUGUUGUGGUUAAGUCAGGUCGUCCCCUGAUUCGGCUUUACUGGUUGAAAUGGGACAAUUGCCCUUCCAGGGACAGAGGUGGAAGUUGACGUAAACAAAUUGGAUUGAACAUCCUGUGCUAAAGGGUGGUGGGGAACAUCACAAGAAGAAUGCUUUUAGUUCUGGGUGGCUGGGUUCUUAUCACGCUGGGAAUAUGAGUGUAUUGGAUGAUACAAUAUGUCCCACUGUAGCUUUCUCAGUAACCCCACUUUGUUGUUUUUUCCAACGACUGUAGUUAAUUUUAGGUUACACAAUUGGAUUCCGUUCUGCCUGAGAGUCUGUUGGUUCACGAGUAUAUUAAUGAAAGUUAUUAUCAUACGGUCAGCAUUUUUACAGAUGGGUUAAAACGUAAUUUAACUGGGAAUGUUAGUGUGUCUGUUCUCAUUUUUUGUGUGUGCCUGAGUUGCAGGCAAUGAUAAAGAAAUCACUUACCAGCCAUUUGUGGGUAUAUGAAGCAGAAUUCUUUGCUUUGAUUUUAGGGUUACAGUGUGUGGAGGAAAUUGGUCCUUGCAAACUUGUAAUUUGUUCAGAUUCUCUUUCGGUUUUGAU
Messenger RNA from Hypanus sabinus (Atlantic stingray), 7154 nucleotides. Its product is annotated as nuclear factor 7, ovary-like. Bases 7 to 1284 code for a protein of 425 amino acids. Gene Ontology annotation, molecular function: zinc ion binding. The record is from RefSeq and is a predicted model, not a curated record. Lineage: Eukaryota; Metazoa; Chordata; Chondrichthyes; Myliobatiformes; Dasyatidae. The transcript has 6 exons.